Ostertagia ostertagi is the source of this 708-nucleotide messenger RNA. The record is from the annotation of a GenBank genome assembly. NCBI's taxonomy places the organism in Eukaryota, Metazoa, Nematoda, Chromadorea, Rhabditida, Trichostrongylidae.
AUGGGUUUAACGAUGAACGUGUUGCUGUCAAUCGUUGUGUUCUUGCUGCUGGUAUCAAAAAUUCUUCCGCCGACGUCUCUAUCCAUUCCCCUCGUCGCUAAAUAUCUGCUGCUCACCUUUGUGCUCAAUAUCAUCACCAUUCUGAUCACCGUCGUCAUCUGUAACAUCUAUUUCCGAUCUCCAAUCACUCAUCGUCUACCGCCGUGGGUUCGAAGCGUCUUUCUAGAUUGGUUACCGUUGUUGCUGUGCAUGCAACGGCCAAGGCGAAAGAAUGUUCUACAUCAGAAGAAGAAGAAGGUAGAAAGCAAAUCCAGUCAUGAGCUCACCACGCAGAAUCACCACCCACAUUGCAGGGCCGCCGACAAUGCUCGUGAUGGCGCUCCGCUGAUUCGAAUUAGUCAUCCAUCUUGCGAUGAUCUUUCUCCAGAUGCUCAACGAGCCGUUGAUGCUAUCGAAUUCAUCACAGAAAAUAUGAAAGAUGAGGAAACCACGAAGCAGUAUCGUGACGACUGGAAGUUUGUGGCAAUGGUAGUGGAUCGUGUUCUUCUCUACGGUUUCUUUGGAAUCACCCUAGGAGGAACCAUAGGCAUCUUGUUCUCUGCACCGACAGUCUUCGAACGAGUCGACGAGCAAAAGCAUCUACAAAAACUUAUUCAGCUUUACAAACAAGGAAUUCCAGACAAUGAUACCUACACACCGCUAUACUAA